This is a messenger RNA of Marchantia polymorpha subsp. ruderalis, 2294 nucleotides long. NCBI's taxonomy places the organism in Eukaryota, Viridiplantae, Streptophyta, Marchantiopsida, Marchantiales, Marchantiaceae. The record is from the annotation of a GenBank genome assembly.
AUGAACUGGGGCUUACAACGAUCAUGCAUGUUAGUCCACCCAUGAUAGCCCCACUAUCUGAGACUCCCUGGCGCGACACUGCAGAGAUCCCGGGGCUGCGCCAUAUUUAGCCAAUUGAUCGACGCGCAAAGGCCCAGAUCAACGAUUCCGAACUCCGGGUCUGGUCCGGGCUGCUGCUGCUGCUGCUGCUAAUUUGGACGCUAUAUCCCGCAAGAGUGCAAUUCAGCUCCGCUUUCGUAUCCUGCAAGUUCACUUCGCUCCCACUCCUGCUCCUGCCACGCUCGAGAAGUUUGGUGGCUGAAUUUACCGCGGCAUCGCGGGCCCCUUCGUGGGGACUAGCUCAGCCUGCUCGGUACCAAUUCCCCGAGCGAUUACAACAGAAUAGCUUAUGUCGCUCUGACGCUUCUUCUCAGUCAGUCAAGCAGAUGGACGAGGUCUACCGGAGACUACCGCUACCUUUGCAGCUGCAAGGAUCACGCCUCUCUCGGGAAAUAUGCUUCUAGAAUUCGACAUUCUGGUAGAUUUUGAGGCUUUGGAGACUUACAAGUUGAGGUCUCCUGCCGAUCACUCAUUCGCUCCACAUCUUUGCAUUUACGACGACUGAGAGCGAGAGAGAGAGGGGGAGAGAGAGAGAGAGAGAGAAAGAGAGAGGAGCGGGAUGGAGAACACUAAUCUGGGAGUCGCAGCAGCUGCUCGACAUCCAUUCAAUAUGUCCACUUCACUUCGUUCUCAGAUUGCAUCGGCGGGCCAGGAUAUAACGCAGGAAAGAAGGUGGUAGUCCCCUUUCUCGAGGAUUUACGAAAAUUCACCUCGACCGCGGCAUUUAUCGCCAAUUUCCGGUUCUGACAGAAUCGCGCAGAAUGGCGGCAGCAGGAGUUGCUUACAACCAAAAGCAGAAGAGCUACGGCCAAGGGUUGAACACAACUUCAGUAGUCGGCAACAAAGCUGUGCCGACCGCGAAUUCCAAGCCGAACCGAACAGUCCACUCGAAUGGGCGGCCUCCCACCAUUCCCAAUCUGCAAAAGGUCGUCGAGCUAAAAGUACCUCUAUGCUGUCAAGGAUGUGAAGAGAAUGUGCGAUUCGAGCUGACAUCCCUGGAUGGAGUGAACGAGAUCAGCGUCGAUAUGGAAACACAAAAGGUGAUCGUCAAAGGCGACAUUCAAGCGUCCACCAUCCUCAGAACUGUCAAGAGGGUGGAGAAUCGUGCAGAGUUCUGGAAGAACUCUGAGCCACGAAAGCACGACUCCACAGACGGAUCCCGACGUUAAGGUCUCAGACGAAGAAACAUAUAAUAACAACGAGAACGAUGCCAAGUCUACAAAGCAGCAGCCAGCAGCCAGCAGCAGCAGCAGCAAGCAAGCACGCACUCACUCACUCACUCGGACCCACAACCUCAACAGCAGCGCCGCAAGCUGGCGUUCUAUCGUUCGUGGGCUGGGACUAGACCAGACCAGACCAUGCUGGAGUGCCAAAGCGCACAAUGAAUGAAUGUUUCGAGCUAGAAGCAUGAAGGUGCUACGCUAUUACAGUGCGAUGCCAGCUUUUUCUACCAGAAUUCUCAUAAUUCCAGCUCAUAGAUUCUCGCCCCCGAUCUUCAGCUUCAUGUGCGCGCAAUCAGUGUCCGUCCCUCGUCCUCCUCCUCUCCCUGAGUCGCAGUCGCAGUCGCAGUCCCAUCGUAGUCAUAGUCGUAGUAGUAGUAGGCCGCCCGGGCUCACUAUGUGCUUGACCAUCUGAUUCAAUGUACAGGAACGUUGGUUUUCUUCUAGUGUACACUAUUGGAGCUUCCCGUCCAUUCCCCAUGUCUGGAGAAUAAACACCAUGUCCGCGCACGUCGGGACUUGCAGCACCGAUCGAUGGAACGAAGAAUCGGGUUCCCCUUGUCACCUCUCCUCACCUCUCGUCACUCUCGUUUCUCAACUCCGGCGAAUUUCACCAUUCAUUCAUUCUUUCUUUAUUAAACUACGCACCACGAUCUUUCAAUUAGGAGCUGUGAGUGAAGUUCACGUCGCUUGCUGGCACAAUUUCUCAGCGAGUAAUGCAGCAGAGACGGAUGGAUGGGCCGGUGGAGUCUAGCUGAUUGGAGUCUUUAGACCGACCGUGGGUGGCCAUUUCUCCACCUUCUCCAUCUUCUCCUACUCUUACGUUUGAUCAUACGAAGCUGUUUGUCACACAUAUACCUUCUUCGAGUUUGGCUUGUGAUUUAAGAUGGAUUAUGAGAAUGGGAAAGAACUUGAGCCUGUUCCAAGAACAUUCACAUCGCUCAAAUCUUUUUCGGGUCAAUACAUGGCGCAUCC